AGGAGACAAACCCGGCUGGUGCUGGGCGGCCUCAAGGGGCUCAGGGGGUCGCGACCCUCCCUUAGCAACAGCCGCCGGCCGAGCGGCGUCGUGCGGGGGAUUUUUCUGAUUGGCCGAGCCCCGCAGCUCCUGGCCAAUGAGCGCGAGCCACGGGACCCUGCGCGUCCCCGCCCACCCCCGCGCCGGCUGAGGGGCCGCUCGGAGCGUACCAAGCGCGGGCGCGCAGGGGGGGAGCCCAGCGGUUCAGGGUUUAGAGGGGUCCCGGCCUCCCACACUCCUCUCUCAGGGGAGGACGAGGCGGCUCCUCAGGAUCUCUGUAGGGAGGAGCUGCUCUGGGGGGCGAGGUGGGGGGAGCAGGUUGGGAGUGAACCCCUCCCGGUCUCCCCCCCCGGGCAGCGGGUGGUGCGGUCCGGGCGGAAGUGAGGUGUCGCGCGCUGAGGCGGUUCCGGUGUGGGAGCGGCCGGGGCUGGGGGGGCUGAGGCGGGGUCGGGCCCGGCCGAGGCCAUGCUGUGCACGGCGCUGGUCAUGGCCGGCAGCCUGGCGCUCACCACGGCCGUGGUGGCCCACGCCUACUACCUGAAGCACCAGUUCUACCCCACCGUGGUGUACCUCACCAAGUCCAGCCCCAGCAUGGCCGUGUUGUACAUCCAGGCUUUUGUGCUGGUGUUCCUGCUGGGCAAGUUCAUGGGCAAGGUUUUCUUCGGGCAGCUGCGCGCGGCCGAGAUGGAGCACCUCCUGGAGCGCUCGUGGUACGCGGUGACCGAGACCUGCCUGGCCUUCACCGUCUUCAGGGACGACUUCAGCCCGCGCUUCGUCGCCCUCUUCACCCUCCUCCUCUUCCUCAAGUGCUUCCACUGGCUGGCCGAGGACCGUGUGGAUUUUAUGGAGAGGAGCCCCAACAUCUCGUGGCUCUUCCACUUCCGAAUCGUCUCCCUGAUGUUCCUGCUGGGAAUCCUGGACUUCCUCUUCGUCAGCCAUGCCUACCACAGCAUCCUGACCCGCGGCGCCUCCGUCCAGCUGGUCUUCGGCUUCGAGUACGCCAUCCUGAUGACCAUGGUGCUGACCAUCUUCAUCAAGUACGUGCUGCACUCCGUCGACCUGCAGAACGAGAACCCCUGGGACAACAAGGCCGUGUUCAUGCUCUACACCGAGCUCUUCACCGGGCUGAUCAAGGUGCUGCUCUACAUGGCCUUCAUGACCAUCAUGAUCAAGGUGCACACCUUCCCGCUCUUCGCCAUCCGCCCCAUGUACCUGGCCAUGAGGCAGUUCAAGAAGGCCGUCACCGACGCCAUCAUGUCCCGCCGGGCCAUCCGCAACAUGAACACGCUGUACCCCGACGCCACGGCCGAGGAGCUGCAGGCCGUGGACAACGUGUGCAUCAUCUGCCGCGAGGAGAUGGUGACGGGCGCCAAGCGCCUGCCCUGCAACCACAUCUUCCACACCAGCUGCCUGCGCUCGUGGUUCCAGCGGCAGCAGACGUGCCCCACGUGCCGCAUGGACGUGCUCCGCGCAUCGCUGCCCCCGCAGCCGCCCCCCGAGCCCCCGGCAGCGGCAGCGGCGCAGCCCCCCAACUGUGAGUGA
Onychostruthus taczanowskii (white-rumped snowfinch) is the source of this 1581-nucleotide messenger RNA. RefSeq names its product synoviolin 1 (gene SYVN1). Gene Ontology annotation, cellular component: cytoplasm. The coding region runs from base 505 to 1581 and encodes 358 amino acids. The record is from RefSeq and is a predicted model, not a curated record. The transcript has 11 exons. Lineage: Eukaryota; Metazoa; Chordata; Aves; Passeriformes; Passeridae.